AAUAUAAACUAAUAAAUGCACAAUUGCCUUCUAUUGAUUAUUGACAUCCGUGUAGCAGCUGCUCGAGAGCUGUCAAAAGCGUUCGAUGCAAAACCGGCGCGUGUAGAGCGUGAAAGAAACAGAAGAAGCGGCAUCAAUUUUUUGUAUAACUUUAGUUUACCGAAAUCUACCGAUAGUUUAGUAAAUAUACACAUCAGUAAUAUAAGCAUAGGAACAAUGUCGUCUGACAUCAGUCUAGAGCUGGUGAAUGUUUUAUCGUACACGCGUGAACAAAGUGCCGUCGUACCCGAGAGUCCGGACACGGAAGAGAAAUGUGGCGUACUCGAAAGGAAUGGAAUCACGUGGUAUGCCCGUGGAUCCGUCCUGGAGGUGUUUAACAUGAAUUCCAGCUUUAAGGUUAUUUCACACAAUUUUCAUCCAUGCACCAGCAAAUCCAAACCAUGCACGGUUCAAUGUGUGGAAGAAGUGGAAGCGAUGGGCUGUGCCAUUCUUGCCGUAGGACUACGGCUUGGUACCGAACAGUCCCAGAUAGUGUUUCUGACCGUGCGUGGAGGUCGCGAGGUAGGACGGAUUGAUGUGCAAGAGGAUGUAAAAUUGUUGCGCUACGUCGACCCUAACUCUUGCUCGAACGGAUUGCUGAGCAAGUAUCAGGGUUGUCUUGCCGCCGGAACGGUAGAUGGCAAAGUCAUCUUGAUCGAUCUUUGCUUCAAGCGGUUGCACAAUGGAUUUGGCAGGGAAAUCACAAUGAACGAAUCCGGCAAGCGACAAUGCCACAUAGAGUUCUCGCGUGGAAACAUAAAACAGUUGAUACAGAAUCACGAAAAGAUCCAAGAGCGUGAAUUGUACUUCGGAUUGCAGUUGAGCCACAACGAGCAAGCUUCGGUCGAGUGUAUUCUGGACAUUGUGCCGCUGAAGGUGAUCUGUAUCGGAUUCGCGGACGGUACCGUGCUUCUCUGGGAUUUGGUCGACCAUUCGAUAAUGCAUCGAAUAUCACCGCCAACGGAAGAUUGUUCUGCGGUUGCAUUAAACUACGUUGAGCCCAGCGAUGAUCCGAAGGCUUGUCUGUAUCUGUGGAUAUUUUACGCGCACCCCGAGGGUGCCUUUGCUUUUUUGCACAUGAUCAUGUGCGAGGAAAAGUACAGCCAGCAGGGAACGUUUGUGUACGAUCAGUUUCUGUCAUGUUCAUCGCGGCUCACCCUCACCAGCUACGAUCCGGGAAGCGUUCCGCUGAACGUGCAAACUGUCACAAAGAAAGUGUUUCAAGAGGACGAACCAAUCACGCUGAGCGUGUUGAGCUGGAUGGGCUCGAACGGAUUGACAACGGUGCUGGUGUUUGAUCUGAACCAAUGGUACAAGGCAGAGAUGCCGUACGAAUGCGAUUGGCAGCAGGAACUGACCCACACGGUUGUGUUCCAUUUGAAGGAAGAAAGCUUUCACGCCCGGCUCAACGAACGUACAUUGGUGCUGUUCCGAUCCAUUCAGCGUCCCGAAGAACAUUUCUAUCCCAGCUCGCUGGCAUUCGACAUCAUGAACUUUAACGGUAUCAAUCGCACCACGUACCGAUGGAUUGGUUUGCAAAACAAAUUGCUUCAGUACCUCGAACAGGACGGUGCAAACAGUGUCAUUCACCCAGCUGGACUGUAUGGAAUGCUGUGCCGCGCCGCUCUGUUGCCUCAGUUCCAUGAACCCAUAUCGCCUUCCGAUGGUGUUGUGAAGGAACAGCGCGAAUUUGUCCUAUCCCUUGGGCUGGAGUAUAACUGCCACAUGUUCCUGCAGAGCUGCAUCGAUCUGUGGGCCGACGGUAGUCACCUCGGAGCGGAACCCGAACAGGGUGUAUCGCUGUCGACAGUGACGAACUGGAUUUGGAAUCGAUCGAAGUCGCUAAAGUCGGUGUGCAAUCGUAUGCUCGCAGCGCUCAUGACCGAUCAGGCUGGCAGACGGGUUGAUGCCCGAACGCAGGACGCGCUUUCGCACUGCACCCGUCAAAUGAAACAGCUGGCGGAGUUGUAUCGAACGAUCAUGACCGAUUGUUUAGAUUUUAUACCGGAAAAUGUUCAAGAACGUCUUGCGAAGGAAUCGGCAACGAUUACAGCAGCUGCAGAAUACCAGGACAUUCUUCAGUGGCUUCUUCACAUUGGCAUACUACCGGAGGCGAAUAUAUCGGAUGAAGAUCCAGGGGGCGAAUCCUUGCUGUUGGUACCAUACCCAUACACACGGCUGCUGGAAUUUUAUCGCAAGCGACGACGCAUGUUGGACGAGCAGAAAAGCAAAGCCGUUCCAGAUUUAUCUACUACCGGCAAACUGCUGUUCAUCGAUAACUAUCUCGAGCGCGAAUUCGAUGUUGAAACCGUUUGGAAAGCGUGGCAUGAAGAUAGCCCCGUUAACAGACAGGCAGUCUAUCCACCCAGCUCGCUACAGAAAGCGUUGCGCAUUUUGCUCAUUCCUGACGUACCGCUGGAACGUAAGCUCGUAGUACUUCUGUAUCUGUUCAUGGAUGUUAUAGCAGCAGUGGAGGACGAAUGCUUUUUAACUGUCGUACGACAGUUAGAGAAAUUUCCACGUGUGUUCAACGUGAAGAUAGGCCUGAUGGAACGUGUGCGCGCAUUUUGGCAUCUCGAUCAUGGAAACGUAUCGGAAACGGUUAACGAAUUUCUUUCCCCGCUAUCCACUACGAUCGAAUUUCCUCAAUGGCAUCGAGAGUUGACGGUGUCGGUUCUGUUGCGUCUGCAAGCUCCAAAUCUUGCUUUGAAAGUGCUCCGAGCACCAGGCAGUCCAGUUUCACCACAACUUGAGUUAACGACCUUGGUGCAAAAUAAUCUCAUCUCGGAAGCGUUUAGCUUGCAGCGCCGUACACCGCAACCGGAUGGCCGUCAGUUGGUGUGGUUCAUUGAAGCCAUACUGAUGGCCGGAACACCGGAAACACUGUUAGAGUUUGCGCUGAACGAUGACGAAAAGCAUGUGCUCCGUAGCUACCUUCGAGACUGUCCGGUGGAAACGAGCGAUAGUCUAAUGUUGGGACAUUUGUUGCAAAAUUUUGAAUUUGUCGAAGCUGUUCAGUUUGUGGAUCGAUUGGGCCGGAAACGUAAUGUGGAGGUGCAGAAAGAAAUUCUCGGUCUCUAUCACAACGCACUGGACCCGAUGAGUCAACAGUUGGCGUAUCUCACGUAUCAACAUCCAAAUGAGCUGGAACCGAAGCUGGGACAGGGAAAUGAUCCUACCAGUCCAAAAUCAUCGGAUACGCUGGAAACGCUCAGUUCCGGUUUGAUACGCCAUCGAGCCGAUUUUCGUGUGCGCGUACUGCACCAAACCAUAGCGGCUGUUAAGGAAGCUGCUAUCAAGACGGGCCUGCAUCACGACCGUCCGUUUUUGGACAAACCGAGCCUCGGUGUGUUCCAAUGCCGGCCAACGGUACGUAGUUUGAAUGUUUGCUAUCCGGUACGGUUGGAUCCGUCCAUGAACAAGCGGCGUCAGCGGGAUUGGGAUGUAUCGGACGAGGAUCUUGCGACGGGUCGAAAACCGUCCGUUCCGCUACUGAACGAAGAGGACGGCUAUGCAAAUCCGCGAAAGAAGCGAUACCUGGGACCGGAACCCAUUACGCCCGCAAACGAAAGCACAGUACGUAGGAAGUAUGCCAAUUUUGAAGCUCCCGUUCCAGUGAUUCCCGAGUUUCGACCGAUGAAACCGAAAUUCAACUUUACCGCAGCUAAUUCGACACUCAUAUCCAGCAUGGAACGGGCAGCUCACUCGGAGAAAUCGACCAGUCACUCACCGAGCAUUUUUCUCGUGACGCCACCGUUUGCAAAGAAACACCCAAUGCAGCGCGACGUGCAGAUUCGUUCCGAUGCGGCAGAUGCAGACGAAGCGGAUGGCGAUUCCUAUACGCCUCCGGGAAUUUUGAAGUCGAGCCAAUCGUUACACGGUCGUAACAGUUCCCCGAUACCACACGAUCGUGUCGCAGCGGAUGUGGAAGAAAAAGUGUUGCGCUUUGAUUUACCCGCCGGGUCUACUGUCGGAGAUUCCUGCUUGGUAGAUAACACACUAAAGCUGCCGAAGGAAGAAGUGGUAACAGAUGUAACAGCAUCCGAUGUGGUCGCGUCACCGGUCGUACGUCGGGAUCUCGAUUUAUCGACCAUCUCUAAUGAUGAUUUCUACUCACCCGAAGUAACAAUGGAACAGAGCAGUUUGCAGCAGGUGCUUGCCUCGGGAGGACCGUACGGACGUCGAUCCAUACACAAUUCCAAAUCGGACAACACCUUAACUGAUGUGCCCGUGGAAGGAGCGAAUAACAUCGCGAUCAUCAUUGAAGAUCACUGCGAGGAUGAUUGCGCCAGUAAGGUGGACGCAUACGAAGAACGGUCGCAAGAGGAGGAAGAUAUGCAAAUGGAGGUGGACGAAGUAAAUGUACCGCCGAAUGAGAAUGUUUUCUUGAUCGAUGAUAGUGAUGGAGAGCAGAGAAAUGACAAACGGGAUGAAAUUGUGAUCCUUGAUGAGGAGUUGUCGAAUCAACGCGAACCACUACCCGUUGCUGAGGAUGAACGUCUGCCAACUUUCAUGCAAGAGAUGGAAAACAAUCUUGGUGUGUUAAUGGCUGAAAGGCAAGAUCAUCAUACGCAGGAUGAAUCUCAGGAAAGCGAUGACAUGGAAGAAGAGAGUAUCGUAGAUAUCACAGAUAUGAUGUUUGAUGACGUGUUGGAGCUGGCUGCGGAUGAUGAGGUGGAGGAGGAAGAGAUAAAUUAUGAGGAGUACGAACAGGCAGAGAUAUUAGAAGAAUCAGUGGAAGAAGAUGAAGAUGUUUCGGCAGAUGGGUCGGCAGAGGAUGAGCAGGAUACAGAGGAAAGCGAUAACCAAGAUAUAGAUGGUGAUGAUAAUGAUGAGAAUGAGGACGAAGAUCAGGAUGAGGACAGUGUACUAGAAGUGAUCGAUCUAAGUGAUGAGGAAGAUGCCGUUGGACCGAAUCCGGAAAGCAAUAACCAUCAAGAAGGAGAAUUUGUCUUCAGUUCUUCGGAAUCUUCUUCAUCGUCGUCUUCCGAUGGCGGUGAUGGCGAUAUGCAGCCAUCGGGUGCCGCUCUGAUGAAUGUAGCGGAACAAGCUGAGAUUGAAUCGCACAAUCUUGAUGACGGCGGUGAUCCACAGGAAUGGCAAUACGCGGAGUAUGCGCGACAUUCAGAUCCAAACGUAGAAAAUCUGUACGAUCACGACAUUGUGCUGGCUACUAUUGAUGAACUGCAUCAAGAAGAAGCGUUAGCGAGAACAACUCCUGAUGAUGCUUUGGGUUACAUUCAGGUCCCUACCACAUCUUCCUCAACCCACCGUACCGAGGGUGAAGGGUUGACUGCACCGGAAGGUGAUGGAGAGGCAGAAUCUUCCGAGGUGGAAGAUUUAUCUGUGCCUCAGCAAGAAGCGGACGUCGCGAGCGGUACCGUUGCUGCGCGGGAUCUUUCGGUCGCAGGUGGUGAACAGUGGCCAGAUAAUGUGGCCAGCUCUAGCUCGAGUGUAUCUACCGCUGUUUCAUCGGUCAAUGCAUCAGCACCGGUGGCGAGUGUUGCACCGAGCGCAACCACAACAUCCUCUCCUACAUCGCCAACAGCACCAACGCAGGAGAAAGUGUUUGGUCAACCCAAGAACGCGCACGAGCUAGAAGUUCCGGCAAUGAAUUUGUCGGUCAAACCGGAUGAAGCCCAUGGUUCCAGUCGCAAGAAUAGUAAGGGUGAAGAAAAUGGCCUUACGGAAGACGCGCGUGCGCUUAACCUAUCUGCUGGACAGCAAGAACUGGCCGAUCAGGGUGUCGGUGCAGACGAUGAAAAUGUUAGCAGCAAUCAAGAGGAAGAGAAUGAGGACAAACAGGUUGCUAGUGGUGAGGAGCAGAGUGAUGGAGAAGCAAAUGUUCCCGUCCGCGAUGUACAGGAAGCGCAAUCAUCGGAUGAGACAAAGCCAGAAGGAGUGGAAAGUGAGGAAAUGGAAGUUGAUUUACGAGUAUCGGAGGAUGAAGCAACACACGAAAGCCCCGCCAAGCAUCCCGCAAAGGAGGAACACGAGGAACCGAGUGUAUCUGGAACAAUGACGAAUCCUGUAGAUCAGAAAGAAGCAACAGAUCAGGCAGGUAAGGAAAAUCAACACGAGGAAGCCACUCCACAGGAAGACACUUUGAGGCAAGCAUCCAAAAGUGCUCAACAGCAUUCAUCGCUUCACGACGAAGCAGUAGCCUCAACUUCGACACCGCGCACGAACGUUAAAACGCGGCUUAUGGCAGCGUUGGAAAAAUCAGCCACCGCAGUCGAACAACCGCAUACACCGACGAGACGGCGCGGCAUCCGUGCAACAUCGGUGGCAGCGGAAACAACGAAUGUUUCACUUUCACCGAUGCUGUCUCGCAGUCGGCGCUUUACAUCGGCAGACAAUCUGAGCGGCACUCCGGAGCCAACGUUGCCACUCACUCCGCGACGUUCGACGCGAGCUGCGUCGCUGGUAAAAGAACUGUUUUCCGGCAGUGGCACGCCACAGAAACGGUCACGCCGUACGUCGCAAGCAUCCAGCGAACAUCCCGAAUCCGUCGCAAACAGUCCAACGAAAGAGUCCGUGGAUGAACAGCGGGAACCUUCGGAACGAUCGUUUGCAAGCUCCACCGCAAGCAGCACGCGUCGUAGCAUGCGCACCAAAAAGGGUUCUAAAGCGCUACCACCACCGGAAUCAACCGCUGGUCCGUCGGAAACUCAACCAGCAAGUGGUCCAAUGUUGUCCGAAUAUUCCUCGAAUCGUCGACUCACCCGGCACCAGCUGGCCGUGUUGGAAAAGUCGAUGGAAACGAUUGGAUCAAGUGGCACAACUCGUCGGACAUCGGUGGACCGCCGCAGUCAUGAUGUGACUGAUGUCGGUGACAGUGAAUCGGAAUCGAUCAUUUCGAACGUAAGCAAUCAGUCAUCGGUCAGAACCACACGUUCGCGCACCAGUCGUACCACGACCACACGCUCCAAACGUGGAGGCAGCAGUAAGCGAAAUGAUCAACCAGGCGAUGAUCAACAUGCAGAUUCGGAUUCCGAUCAAUCGCUGGUGUACGCGAACAGUCUGCGAUCCGCGAUGGGUUUGGAACCGAUUGCGGAAGAAAGUGAAUCUAAUCCAACUUCCACACGGAAACGCCGUGGACGGCCACCGAAAAAUACGAAGUAAUGCGAACACGUACGAUAAGAGCAAGCGCAAUAGCAUGGCUCAAAUAGAAGCAGUCGAGAUCGUCCUAUCGCGAUAGCAGUAUUCGCGGUGCGUGUAAAAUACAUAAUAUAUUUGGCCAUUAGCCAUUUAAGAAUGGGUGUAUUUUGUUGAUUCUAGAAUAAAUGUGUUUUUUUU
Messenger RNA from Anopheles funestus (African malaria mosquito), 7338 nucleotides. RefSeq lists its product as uncharacterized. Gene Ontology annotation, molecular function: protein binding. The transcript has 10 exons. The record is from RefSeq and is a predicted model, not a curated record. Bases 16 to 7164 code for a protein of 2382 amino acids. NCBI's taxonomy places the organism in Eukaryota, Metazoa, Arthropoda, Insecta, Diptera, Culicidae.